This is a messenger RNA of Phyllopteryx taeniolatus (common seadragon), 3430 nucleotides long. RefSeq names its product gastrula zinc finger protein XlCGF57.1-like. Bases 378 to 2519 code for a protein of 713 amino acids. Gene Ontology annotation, molecular function: DNA-binding transcription factor activity, RNA polymerase II-specific; RNA polymerase II cis-regulatory region sequence-specific DNA binding. Gene Ontology annotation, biological process: regulation of transcription by RNA polymerase II; central nervous system development. The record is from RefSeq and is a predicted model, not a curated record. The transcript is spliced from 4 exons. Gene Ontology annotation, cellular component: nucleus. Lineage: Eukaryota; Metazoa; Chordata; Actinopteri; Syngnathiformes; Syngnathidae.
CUGUCGCUUUAAAUAUUCCUGCCGAAAAGCAUCAUGGGUAAUGCGUCUCCUUUCGCUUCUCGCUCUGCUGCAGGAGGGACGAUCGCGCUUCAGCAAAUCGAGCUGAAUUUGGACCGAAUGUUGUGAAUCCUCGACGCGGGACGCCCUCGAUCGCGACUUCCGUGGACUAAAACGUCAUUCGUGCAAUCUUCGUGCCCGGUUGGAGGCGUCUCGUGCACCUUGAAGCUUCUCGGCCUAGCUUAGCAUAGCAUAGCCUAGCCUAGCCUAGCUUAGCUUGCUAAGAAAGAGACGCGUUUGUGAACAACACUUCGCUAAGCAGAGAUCAAGCGUGAGGGAAAGUGUUCUUCUUUCCGUCACCUACGAAGCGGAAAGUGAAAAUGUGUGCAACGAGGACGCCGGAGUACGACGAGGAGGAGGAACUUUGUGGCCCAGAAGAGGAGAAGGAGCCACGUCUUCAACUUCUGCAGCCUCGCACUGUGCUACGCAGAGCAGACAUCACCGAGCAUCUUCGUACUGAGCGGCAGGAGCCAGAGCCCCCUCGCAUGAAAGAGGAAGAGGAGCCCAUUUCGAUUAAAAAAGAGGAGGAAGAAGCGUGCCCCCACAUCAAAGAGGAGGAGGAGGAGGAGGAGGAGGAUAUCACCAAGGUUCCAUCGACUGGUGUCCCUUUGAAGAGUGAAGAUGAAGGUCAAAGUGAGGGGAGGCGAGGGGCGGAGCCUCCAAGCAGCAGCACAAGAGAAGGUGAUGGAAGAUCACAAGCAGACGGCCUCUUGGCUCCACUGUCAGACAGUGACGACAUGGCGUCGCACUCUCCUCACACUGAUGAUGAUGAGAAACAGUGUGAAGGUGAUGUGACAUGUCACGCUGACAACAAACGAUGGAAAUGUUCUCAGUGUGAGAAAACGUUUGCUAACAAGAGCAUUUUGAAACAACACGUGAGAAUACACACUGGAGAAAAACCUUUUUCCUGCUCAGUUUGUGGCCAAAGAUUCUCGAUGAAGGAACGCUUAAAAAGACACACAAGAACCCACACAGACAUCAGCGAAGACCUUGGUCCUGAGCGGCAGGAGCACGUGGGAGGUGGAGAGGUGCCCCGCUUGAAAGAGGAAGAGGAAUUGGAGCCCAUUUCCGUGAAAAAAGAGGAGGAGCCAGAGCAACCCCACUUAAAAUGGGAAGAGGAGGAGGAUACCAAGUUUGCGUCGACCGGUGUCCCCUUGAAGACUGCAGAUAAAGUUCAAAGUGAGGAGAGCAGCGCGAGAGAAGGUGAUGGAGACCACCGCGGAGGAUCACAAGCACCACUAUCAGAUAGUGACGACAUCACGUCGCACUCUCCUGCCACUGAAGAGGAUGACGAGCAUGAAAGUGACACUGACAACAAACGCUGGAAAUGUUCUCCGUGUGGGAAAAGCUUUCCUUACGAGAGUCAUUUGAAAAAGCACACGAGGAUCCACACUGGUGAGAAACCUUUUGCCUGCUCAGAUUGCGGUCAAAGAUUUACUCAGAAGGGACACUUAAAAAUCCACACAAGAACCCACACUGGUGAGAAACCUUUUGCCUGCUCAGUUUGUGGUCAUAGGUUCUCCUUAAAGGAGAACUUAAAAAAUCACUCAAGAACCCACACUGGUGAGAAACCUUUUGCCUGCUCAGUUUGUGCUCAAAGAUUCACUCAGAAGGGAAGCUUAAAUAUACACACAAGAACCCACACGGGUGAUAAGCCCUUUGUCUGCUCAGUUUGCGGUCAAAGAUUCUCUCAUAAGGGAAGCUUUCAAAUACACACACGAGCCCACACGGGUGAGAAACCUUUUGUCUGCUCAGUUUGUGGGAAAACAUUCAAUCGGAAAGGAGACUUAAAAAUACACGCGAGAACCCACACUGGCGAGAAACCCUUUGCCUGCUCGGUUUGCGGUCAAAGGUUCUCCGUAAAGGAAUACUUAAAAACACACACAAGAAUCCACACUGGUGAGAAACCUUUCGCCUGCUCAGAUUGCGGUCAAAGAUUCACUCAAAAUGGAAGCUUACUAAUACACACGAGAAUCCAUACAGGUGCCAAACCUUUUGCCUGCUCAGUUUGCGGUCAAAGGUUCUCCGUAAAGGCACGCUUAAAAAUCCACACGAGAACCCACACUGGCGAGAAACCUUUUGCCUGCUCGGUUUGUGGUCAAAGAUUCACUCAGAAGGGAAGCUUAAAGAUCCACAGAAGAAUCCACACAGGCGAUAAGCCUUUUCCUUGCUCGGUUUGUGGCCAAAGCUUCUCCGUCAAGGCGAGCUUGAAAUUACACGCGAGAACCCACACUGGCGAGAAACCCUUUUCCUGCUCGGUCUGUGGUCAAAGAUUCACUCAGAAUAGAAACUUAAGAAUCCACACAAGAACCCACACUGACGACAAACCUUUUGCCCGCUCAGUUUGUGCUCAAAGAUUCCGUCAUCGGGAUGACGCUAAGGCGGAUCAUCGAGAUGAUCGGGAAGGCAUCAGUGGAAAAGUUCGCUCAGAUUUAUUAGAUGAGCUUUCAUUCACUGAAUAAUUUCGGAAAAAACCAACAAUGAUGGAGCCAACAAUCAAUCAAUCCAUCAAUCCAUCAAUCUUCAAAGCACCAACACAGAUUUCAACAUCUUACAAUGACACUCAAUUCGUGAUAUAAAACAAAAACAGUUUUUUUUUAUUGAAACAAAAAACAUGCUUGUCACAAAAUUGUCAAACGAGCACCAAAGUGAUCCUAUCAAUCAAGCAAGCAAUUGAUUUGGUUGAUACAAUCGUACUUUAGUUUCAAUGUUUUUCAAAAGUGGAAGCAAAACACACAUUCCACAAAGUAACACACCUUUGUUUUAGUUUUUUUUCGACCACCGGUUCCCCUCAGAUCAUUUCUGAUUUCGAACAUCUCCUGAGGAGCGCGGGAAAGUGAAUUAUUGCUUAGGUUGUGCACUUUGAGUCAUAGAAUUGAGGAAUAUUUCAACCGGUACAUUUGUCGCUCCUGUAGCUCCAUUCGUGAGUGUCGUAAGCUCUUUCCGCUCACUUCCAAAUAGGCGAAGUAUUGGUUUGGAAUGUGUCGGCCAAAAUCUCAACGCCGUCACUCAUGUAUGGGAGGAAUAGUGAGCGUUAAUAUUUAUGUAUAUCAUUGAUUUCACGUUCGGAACACUCUUGGUUUGACAGCUUUUUGACAUUUAGUUUUUUACGUGGACUAUACGUGGCUUCCAACAAAGCUUUUUAUUUCCAUUUCUGAUUAUAUACUCUUUCUAUCUCCUAGGAAUGUACUGUGAUUUCAACCUGAUGUUUUAUUUGUUUGGUGCCAGAAAUGUCAACUUUGUUUUGUUGAAACUUAGUGGUCAUUUAUUUACAUCGAUGAGUUGAGUUCAGAAGCUCUUGUAGGUUUUUGUCUGAGGAGUGGAGGGUUGUAUCAUCAGGAAAUAAAAACAACAACAUUUUUGAGCACCUUCA